Formica exsecta is the source of this 3175-nucleotide messenger RNA. Its product is annotated as WD repeat-containing protein 48-like. Gene Ontology annotation, molecular function: ubiquitin binding. Lineage: Eukaryota; Metazoa; Arthropoda; Insecta; Hymenoptera; Formicidae. Bases 361 to 2409 code for a protein of 682 amino acids. The transcript is spliced from 12 exons. The record is from RefSeq and is a predicted model, not a curated record. Gene Ontology annotation, biological process: double-strand break repair via homologous recombination; protein deubiquitination.
AAGUUUUUGAACGCAACUGCGCGUUCCAAUAUCAGAGUUCGGUGCAUCAUGACGGUAACGACGACGGCGACAACGGCGACGACGACGACGACGACGAUGAUGAUGAUGAGGAUGCCGCGCGACGACGUUUGCCGCACGCGUGCAUCCCGGCAGUGAGAUCGGCAUCGGCAACACGCACAACGACAGUGCUAACGAACCAUUAACGGAAUGACGCCGCGAGUGCAACGUAACGAUCGAGCGCAACGUGGAACUGUCGUCGCAGCUUGAAUCGUAUAACAUACGUACGCCGUGAAACGCACUUCCAUCCCGAUCCCGACGCAGGAUCGCCGUGAUCCGCUGGAUAAAACAAUCCCGGACAUAAUGGCAGCUCACAAGACGGGCGGGCAGAGCGCCCGUAAGAAAGUACAGGUUUCUAUGGUUAUAAGAGACGAGGUAGAGAAGCAGCACAGAGCCGGUGUUAAUUCCUUACAAUAUGAUCCAGUUCUGCAUAGGCUAUACUCUGCUGGUAGAGAUAGCAUCAUAAGGAUAUGGAAUUGUAGAAAUAUGAAAGAACCAUAUAUUCAAUCUAUGGAACACCAUACAGAUUGGGUCAAUGAUAUAGUGCUAUGUUGCGGUGGCAAAAAUCUUAUAUCUGCAAGUUCCGACACAACUGUUAAGGUAUGGAAUGCGCAUAAAGGUUUUUGUAUGUCAACACUGCGCACACAUAAAGACUAUGUCAAAGCAUUAGCAUAUGCCAAAGAUAGAGAGCAAGUUGCUAGUGCGGGUCUAGACAAGUCGAUAUUUCUGUGGGAUGUCAAUACGUUGACUGCUCUUACUGCGAGUAAUAACACAGUGACAACAUCAUCCCUGAGUGGAAACAGAGAUUCCAUAUAUAGCCUUGCCAUGAACCAGACUGGCACGAUUAUCGUGAGUGGCAGCACAGAGAAAGUUCUUCGUGUAUGGGAUCCACGAUUUUGUACCAAACUCAUGAAACUUCGUGGUCACACAGACAAUAUUAAAGCAUUAGUCCUGAAUAGGGAUGGUACGCAGUGCUUAUCGGCAAGUUCCGAUGGCACUAUCAAAUUAUGGUCACUUGGUCAACAAAGAUGCGUGCAAACGUUCAGAGUUCAUAAGGAAGGAGUAUGGGCGUUAUUGGCAACAGAUAAUUUUAGUCAUGUAAUAUCUGGAGGCAGGGAUAAGAGAGUAGUGAUGACAGAAUUAAGUUAUGCAGAGAGAUAUACAGUUAUUUGUGAGGAAAAAGCGCCUAUACUCAAAAUGGCUAUGACGCCAGAUCAAUCUAGUAUUUGGGUUGCAACCAGCGAAUCAACUAUUAAUAAUUGGUCCAUAAGUCAGAAAGAUUGGCAAGAAUUAGGACUUGGAGAUUAUUGUGAUUCUGCCAGUAAUGUAUCGAGCAACAUUUUAAGAAAUACUGAACCUGCACAAAAGAUAUUAGGAGGUCCUGCCAUAAGACAUUAUCACAUAUUAAAUGAUAAAAGACACGUUUUAACAAAAGAUACAGAAGAGAAUGUUGCAUUAUAUGAUGUAUUGAAGGCGUGUAAAGUGGAAGAUUUAGGCAGAGUCGAUUUCGAUCAGGAGUGUAAAAAAAGAAAUAAAGUGGUGUAUGUUCCAAACUGGUUUAAUGUUGAUCUCAAAACAGGAAUGUUAACUAUACACUUAGGGCAAGACGAAAAUGAUUGUUUCUCUGCAUGGGUUUCUGCCAAAGAGACUGGUCUAGCAGAGAAUGAUGCUGUAGAUCAGAAAGUGAAUUAUGGAAACCUUUUGUUACAAGCGUUACUUGAACAUUGGUGGAGGCCAUUGCACGUUGACGACGAGAAUGAAGGUAAUGGCAAUGACGGAAACGGUCCCAUACAUACAAAUGGAGGAAAUCCAUACUUCUCAGUACCUAGUCAUACACCUGUCAUUUUCAGUGAAGUGGGAGGUAGAACUAUCUACCGAUUAUUAGUUCGAGAUGCUGCAGGAGAAACCGAAGGUGUCCUAUUGAAUGAAACUGUACCACCAUGGGUAGUGAAUAUCGUUGUGGACAAGAAUCUUCCACAAUUCAUUAAAAUACCUUUCUAUCUUCUUCCACAUGCUUCUUCAGGUGUAAAAAGUUUGAAGAAGGACCGUUUAAUUGCAAAUGAUUUUAUACAAGUGCGUAAAGUGGCGGAGCAUGUUUACGAUAAAGUGCUCGGUGCAGGAAGCGAUUCAGGUUCGGUAGCUGGAGGUGGAAAUACUGUUUCAAGUGGAUCACCGGCGGGCGAUAGAACAAAUACAGAUUCUAAUGCUGAUAAUUCUUCACUGGCCGAGGAAAAAGUCGAACUGCUAUGUAACGAUCAGGUUUUGGAUCCUUCAAUGGAUUUGAGAACGGUUAGACAUUUCAUCUGGAAAAGUUCGACAGAUUUAACACUUCAUUAUCGCCCUGUUAAAUAGUUAGAAUUAACAUUGCAUCGCGAGUCUUUACAGUGUGCCUGGUUUUAUACCAUGAAUAAUGGAAAAUACAUAGUGGGCUACUUGCAGAAUAUGGUACCUUGUGCCACUUUUUCCUUAGGAAACGAUCACCUGGAUUUAACAAAUGUUUCAUGCGAAGUCGAGGCAGGAGCGAAAGAGAGCGAGGCAUAUUUGGAGUAUUAGAAUAUAAUACGUGAAGUUCAAAGGCAAUAAUGUGUGGAAGUAUUAAUGUAUAAAUUGCUCACUUUUAUACACACCUGCAUCCCGCGGCCAAAUUCACACAAUGGAGCAUUACUCUCGAUUAAUCUGCUUGAGAAUAGCAUGUUUUUUGUACCUGGAUCUAGAAUUUAAAGUGCUUGUUGUCAGCCACUUAUCGUCUUCCCAUCAGAAGUAUCAAUAAGAAAGCGUAUAGCACAAAUGCAAAAAAUAAUAAUAAAAUAAAAAGAAAGGGGAUAGACCGCAUGGCCGAAAAAAUUGUUGGUUUUAUUAGGUCUAAUAGGAUCCAGGUGAUCCUCUCACAAAUGCUUCUCAAAUUUUCUUUAUUAAUUCUAGUUUAGCUAAACUUUCCUCCCAUAAUCAAUACAUAGGAUUGUCUUGUUUUAGUAUUGUAAUAAAAGUAUUGAAUAUUUAUUGAAGGCAUGAGAGAAAUUGUAUAAUGUUUUGUUACAUGCAUGCAAAAUGUAUACUCCACACCUGCCUUGUUACAUUAGAGAGCGAAGAAAAGAGAGAAAUAUAUAUAUACAUAUAU